This is a messenger RNA of Mus caroli (Ryukyu mouse), 1967 nucleotides long. NCBI's taxonomy places the organism in Eukaryota, Metazoa, Chordata, Mammalia, Rodentia, Muridae. The record is from RefSeq and is a predicted model, not a curated record.
GGCGUGAGCCCUGAGGUCAGCGUCCCUGUCACCGUGGACAGCUGAGGGUGACCUCGGAGCUCCACGUGCAAUCUUUGCCUCAACUUUCCUGCCCGUCAAAGGGAUCUGAUUCUCUGACCGCUGCCCCACCUCUGCAACGGGGGCUGGUGUGAGGGUCUGUCCCCACUGGAAAUGGACCAGAGAGGUGAAGACACCACCCUAGCGCCACACAGCAGAAUGUCCGGUGAUCAGACAGCUCAGGACCCUGGAUCCAGCCUGGGGGAACUGGACCAGCAGAAUGUGGUGAAUCGAGUGGUGGCUUUGCCCCUGGUCAAGGCCACGUGCACUGCCGUGUCCAGUGCUUACAACUCAGCCAAGGACAGGCACCCGCUGCUGGGAUCCGCCUGCCGCCUUGCUGAGCACUGUGUGUGUAGUGUGACUACUUGUGCCCUGGACCACGCACAGCCACUGCUGGAGCACCUGCAGCCCCAGUUGGCCACAGUGAAUGAUCUUGCCUGCAGGGGACUAGACAAAUUGGAAGAGAAGCUGCCCUUCCUGCAGCAGCCAUCAGACAUGGUGGUGACGUCAGCCAAGGAUACAGUGGCCAAAAGUGUCACAGGCAUGGUGGACCUGGCCCAAAGGGGCCGGCGUUGGAGUGGGGAGCUGAGGCGCUCCAUGAGUCAAGCCAUGGACAUGGUGCUGGGCAAGUCGGAGAAGCUGGUGGACCGCUUCCUGCCCAUGACUGAAGCUGAGCUAGCGGCCCUGGCAGCUGAGGCCGAGGGCCCAGAAGUGGGCACAGUGGAGGAGCAGAGGCAGCAACAGGGCUACUUUGUGCGCCUGGGAUCCCUAUCGGCACGCCUCCGCCAUCUCGCCUAUGAACACUCUUUGGGGAAACUGAGGCAGAGCAAACACCGCACCCAGGAGAUGCUGGCCCAGUUGCAGGAAACGCUGGAGCUGAUCCAGCAUAUGCAGAGAGGGGCAAGCCCCACCCCUACUUUCCAUCCCCCAAAGACUCAGGAGCUGUGGGGGAACUGGAGCCCGUGUCUAGAGAAUGGCCGCAGCCACAGUGAGGUGGAGCUGGAGACACUGGCUCUGUCUCGAAGUUUGACCCUGGAGCUGCAGAAUGCAGUGGAUGCCCUGGCAGGCUGUGUUCGGGGCCUGCCACCUGGUGCCCAGGCCAAGGUGGCUGAGGUGCAGCGCAGCGUGGAUGCUCUACAGGCCACCUUUGCUGAUGCACACUGCCUUGGUGAUGUGGCACCCACUGCUCUGGCUGAGGGCCGGGGCAGUGUGGCCCGGGCACAUGACUGUGUGGAUGAGUUCCUGGAUUUGGUCCUUCGGGCCAUGCCACUGCCCUGGCUUGUGGGGCCCUUUGCACCCAUCCUGGUGGAACAGUCGGAGCCCCUGAUCAACCUGGCCACCUGUGUGGACGAGGUGGUGGGUGACCCUGAUCCUCGCUGGGCACACAUGGACUGGCCAGCUCUGAAGAGGGCCUGGGAGGCUGAGUCUGCAGACCCUGGGGGUCAAGAGGCUGAGAACCCAAGGGGGCAAGUCAAGCACACAAUGAUGCCAGAGCUGGACUUCUGACCAUUGAGGUCUCUACUGCCCCCUGGUGGUUACGUGACAGCACUCACGCAGGCUAGGGCUUCUCUUCCCUUCCCUGGGACCUCAAAAGGUCUAAGUGGACCUCAGAAUCUCCCUCUCUUAUGAUCCUGUCCUUACCCCCAAAGUUGAUACAUGAGAGAGAGGCUGAGGCAGGAGGAUUGAGAGUCUGAGUCCAGUGUGAGCUGCCUUAUCAAGAUUAUCUCAAAAACAAGCAAACAAACAAACAAAUAAACAAAAAAGGAAAAGGUGGCUGGAGGAAGACCUGGUGCUCACAUCAUCUACCUGGGGGCUCAGAACUCUUCGAAUCAAAUGCUUUUGGCUGGUGUCCAGAGACUCAAUUGCUUUGCUGUUUGUGGUCCUGAAUAAAUAUGCUUGAUGUGGUCUGA